AUGAAAUAUUUAUGUUUAAUAUUAUUUCUGCAAAUACCGGUUAAAGAGUGUGCUAUAGAUAUCAAUGUACAAGAAUUAGUUUACAUCGCUGAUCAUUUGACUGCAGCCGAAUGUCGUCGACUCUUUGCUUCUUUGCAUUUUGCAUCUUACAAACUUCCAGCGACUUUAUCUGAUGCAGAAAAGAAGGUUCCUAAAGAUGUGCCUUGUAUAAAGCUGCUCAUGAAAUGGAACAGCGGUAACAAAACAUUUGAAGGUAAAGGCAAAACUCAUGCUGUAGUGGAACACAGACUACGACAACUAGGUAAACAUGAACUCGCAGAUUGGUUGGGGAAGCUAGUGUUCCAUAAAUUGGCUAAACAUAUCAAUAAGUCUUUAGAAGAUGAAUCGUAUUUCGAAGCACAAAAGUCGGGCACUAAUAAUAAUCAAACAUAUUUCGAAGACAAAGAUUCAAGGUUUACCGGUCAACGAUGGACAACUAUAGACUCCAUACUGAGUGUGACUUUAUGCAGUAUGCUUUGCAUGACAGUAUCAGCGUUCUAUCGUAUGCUGAAACUCACUUUUAGAAGAGCUAAAGCCAAACGUAAUACAUGUAAAGAACGAGAGGAAAUGGUAGAUUUAAUGAGUGCCGUGUCUGUAGAUAGUGAUCAAGAGACCCUUUAUGAAUAUGAUGUAGAAAAUGGAAAAGCGAAUAAUGUUAGUUACGAUAUGGAUGUUGAUAAGAUGUCAAGUGAAGAUGAUCACGAGAAAUAG
This is a messenger RNA of Spodoptera exigua (beet armyworm), 750 nucleotides long. Lineage: Eukaryota; Metazoa; Arthropoda; Insecta; Lepidoptera; Noctuidae. The record is from the annotation of a GenBank genome assembly.